Molecule: messenger RNA, 5871 nt
Organism: Plasmodium reichenowi
Lineage: Eukaryota; Apicomplexa; Aconoidasida; Haemosporida; Plasmodiidae
Exons: 7
Coding region: 1-5871 (1956 amino acids)
Molecular function (GO): protein binding
Source: RefSeq, a predicted model, not a curated record
AUGAAUAAUAAUAAUAACAAUAAAUAUAAUAAUGAUAUUCAUAACAGUAUUAACAAAAAUGGAAGUACAAACAUAAAUAACAAUAUGAAUAUGCCCAAUAAUAUCAUGAGUAAUAUUGCAAAUAAUCGAGGUAGUAUACAAAGCAAUAUUAAUAAUAUACCGAGACCUAUGAAUAAUAUUAAUAAUGUACAUAGUAAUAUAAAUAUACCAAGCAGUAGAAAUAUAUCAAGUAAUAUAAAUAUGGCAAAUAGUAGAAGUGUAUCAAGUAAUAUGAAUAUGACAAAUAAUGUGGGUAUUAAUAAUAAUAUGAAUAUUACUAAUAAUGUUAAUAGGACAAGUAGUAUAAAUGUUCCAAAUAAUAUGGGCAGAACAAGUAACAUUAAUUUAUCAAAUAAUAUGAGUAGAACAAAUAACCUGAAUAUGAACAAUAAUAUAAAUAGUGCUAAUAAUAUGAAUAUGCCAAAAAAUAUGAAUGCAUCAAAUAAUAAUAUGAAUAUAUCAAGUAAUGUGAACAGAACAAGUAAUAUGAAUAUUCCAAAUAAUAUGAAUAUAUCAAAUAAUAUGAAUAUAUCAAGUAAUGUGAACAGAACAAGUAAUAUGAAUAUUCCAAAUAAUAUGAAUAUGCCAAAUAAUAUGAAUAUUCCAAAUAAUAUGAAUAUGCCAAAUAAUAUGAAUAUUCCAAAUAAUAUGAAUAUGCCAAAUAAUAUGAAUAUUCCAAAUAAUAUAAAUAUGCCAAAUAAUAUAAAUAUGUCAAAUAAUAUAAAUAUAACAAAAAAUAGAAGUAAUAGCAUAUUAAAUAAUAAUGUAAAUAAUAUUCCAAACAAUAUAAGUAGCAUAUCUGCAAAUAUUAAACCACGAAAUAUGUCAAGUAAUAUUAAACAUAAUUUAAACAAUUUUAAUAAUAAUAUGGUCAAAGAUAUUAAUGUAAAGAGCUCAAUAAAAAUGAGUAAUGAUCUAAGUAAUAGUAAUAUACAUAAAAAUAGUAUAAUAAACAACAACAAUAAUAAUAAUAAUAAUAAUAAUAUUAGUAAUAAUAGCGCAAGAGAGAGUGUUAUGAGUAAUAUUAACUAUAAUUAUAAUAAUAUAAAUUAUAAUAAUAUUAUGAAAAAUAAUAUAGACAUUAACAAAAAAUUAAAUAAUGACAAGAACAGUAAUAUAGAUAAUGCUGAAAAAAUAAAUAAAAAGAUAAGUAACAAAAUGAUUAUCAAAAAUAGUAUGAACAAAAAUAGUUUUAUGAAUACAGAUCAGAACAAUGUCAAUAUGUAUUAUAUGAAUGAUAUGAAAAAUACAGAGAAUAAUAUAUACCUAACAAACAGUAAUAAUAAUACUAUGAACAAAGUGAAUAAUAUAAAAGACAAUUCUAAUACUUUACAACAAUUUAAGGAAAAUGAAUACAUGGAAAACAUGUAUAAGAGAGAAAAAAUUAUAAAUGAUAAAGAAAAUGUGUAUAUGCCAAAUAAAGGACAAAGUAAUAUUAAUCAAAGAAAUAAUACUAGUGUUAUAAAUAAUAAACAUAAUAUAAAUAAUAUGAGAAAUAUGAAUAAUACGAAUAAUGUGAAUAAUAUAUCUAGUAUGAAUAGUACGAACAAUGUGAAUAAAAUGUCUAAUAUGAAUAAUAUGAAUAAUUUGAAUAAUGUAUCUAAUAUGAAUAAUAUGAAUAAUAUGAAUAGUAUAAAUAAUAUGAAUAGUAUAAAUAAUAUGAAUAGUAUAAAUAAUAUGAAUAGUAUAAAUAAUAUGAAUAAUAUGAAAAAUAUGAAUAGUAUAAAUAAUAUGAAUAGUAUAAAUAAUAUGAAUAGUAUAAAUAAUAUGAAUAAUGGGAUUAAUGUAAAUAAUUCCAAUGUUAAUAAUUCCUAUCAAGUAGAUAAGACUGUGUUUAAAACUAUAAAUUUAAAUAAUAUAAACAAUAAAAAUAGAAACCAAAUAUAUAAAUUCAAUAAUAAUGAUAGCAAUAAUUUCAUUAUGGAUAAUAAUAUAAAUUCAAAAUCGAAUGAAUUAUAUUACAACAACAAUAAUAAUAAUAUGAAUAAUAAUAAUAUGAAUAAUAAUAAUAAUAAUAUAAAUAAUAUGAAUAAAAAUAUCAAUUUAUUAUAUAACGAAGACGGAAAUUAUAAAUCACAUAAUAACAAUAGUGGAGAUAAUGAUAUAAAUAAUAAUAAACAAUUAUUUAUGAAACCCUUUCACAACAAUAUAGAAAACAGUAAUGACUUUAAAAGUAACAAUGAAGAAAUUAAUAUAAGAUAUAAUAGUAAUAUGCUUGGUAUUAAUAAUGCUAACAAUAAUGUAAUGCUGAAAGCACCUGCAAACAUGAAAUCCACAAUGCAUAAAGUGGGAGUCAAAAAACAAAAGCUCAAAAAUAAUGAUACAACGACAAAUAAUAAUAUUAAUAAUAAUUUAACAAAUAUCGAAAAUACAGAUAAUAUGUAUCAACUACAAUUAAAUAAAGAAAAACUAAAUAUGAACAGUACUUUUAAUUUUAUGAAUGAAAUGGAUAUUUUUAAUGAUCCUUCUCAAAACGAAAAUAAACAAUCAGAUUAUACAUCUGUAAGAAAGUAUAGCACAAAUAAUAAGAUAGCAAAAAAUAACGAUCAGCCAAAUUCUAAACAACCUAGAGGAAGUAAAAUUGAAAAAAUAGAUAAAAUGAAUAAGACCAAUUUAGAAAUAAAUAAUAAUAUGGGUAAUGCAAUGUCUGUUAAUAAUGAUAUGCUAUAUGAAGAAAUAAAAAAAAAUAAUACAACUUCAUUUGAUAAUGGAAUAAGUAAUAAUCGCAUACCUUUCUUUAAUGGAACUAUUCCUUUAGAUAAGAAUAGUAGUCUACAUAAUAAUAUGAAAAUAAACAUUAAUAAAAAUUCAAAUAUAUCUAAUAGUUUUGAUAAUUCAUUGGAUACGGAUUUACAAGAUGAUUUUGAAAAACUCAAGGCACGCAUUGAACAAGAAUUUGAAGAGAAAAAAAAGAAAAAAAAGAAAAAACGAGAAAAGAAAGAAGACAAAAAGGAAAACAAAAAGGAAGACAAAAAGGACGAUAAAAAGGACGAUAAAAAGGACGAUAAAAAAGAGGAUAAAAAGGACGAUAAAAAGGAAGAUAAAAAGGAAGAUAGAAAAGAGGAUAAAAAGGACGAUAAAAAGGAGGACAAAAAGGAGGACAAAAAGGAGGACAAAAAGGAGGACAAAAACAAAUCAGAUAUACAAAUUAAAGAUGAUAAAAAUGAAGUUUCUAUAUUAGAUGAUAAUAUAAAAGACAAAGAGACAAAUUUGGAAAAAAAUAAUGAUAUAUUAAAUUUAAAAAAAAAUGAUGAUCAAAAUAUAUUAAAUAAUAACAGUAUUCAUAUAUCUAAAACAGAAAAUAAUAAUAAUGAUAUAAAAACAAAUUUAGAAACACAAAUAAAUAUAACAGAGGAUUGUCCUAUUUUUAAAAAUGAUGAUAAAAUUAUUGAUAAUCUUAAUUCAAACAAUUUAAAAAGUAACACCAUUUCUGAAAAUAGUAAAAAUGAAAUAUUACAUAAUGCAAAAAGUGAUGAAACAAAAGAUAAUAAUAAUAAUAAUAAUAAUAAUAAUAUAGAUAACUUGAAUAACCAUUUUGGUAGUAAUAUUAAUAUGAAUGUGCAGAAAGAUAAUUUAGUUACUCCAAAAAUCAAAAUGCAUUAUUCUGAACAACCAUAUAAUAUGAUGAACAGAGAAUCACUUGAAAACUUAGGAUGUGAUAAAAAAUUAAUAGCAUUAACAAAAAUAUUUGGAAAUGUUAUGGAUGAUAGUGAUAAUAAUAUGACAGAAAAGGAGCCUGUACAGAAACUUAAACUUUUCGAUUUGGAUACAUAUAAAAAUAUGUCAUUAGAUACAAUGUUAAAUAAUUUAAAUUUGGAUAAAGAUGUUCUAAAUAUAUUAAAAGAUAAAAUAAAUAAUAUCAAUAGAAAUAUAAAUGUUACUAUUUGUUCUACACCUAUGGAGAAACAAAUAGAUAAAAUUGAAAAAGAAGAUAUUAAUGCUCCUAAUUUAAUAAAUUGUUUUUCUGAAUUUAUUAACUGGUGUGAUAAUAAUCUUAUUCAAAUUAAAUUACAAUUAUAUAAUAUUGCUUUUUGUCUUUUAUUAGAAAUAUAUAUUUUAUUAUUAACUAUUAAUUAUGAAUAUAUAGAAAAUUUCAAAAACCAAUAUUUAAAAAAAUUUUCCGCCUACGAACCUGUAACAAAGUUCUUAUUAACGUGUGUUAGUUUAACACAAAUAUUUGAGAUAUCAUUAAUACGUUUCAAAAAGAAAAAUUCAAAACAUAUUGUGCACAUGACAAAAUUAGGCAAAAAAUCACUCUUACAAUACUUAAGUGUAUAUGAAGGUAUUCCUUUGUACAAUAUAAUUACAACCAAAAUAAAAAUUAUUGAAAUUGAUGAUACAAAAAGGAAUUUUAAUUUCUUCUAUGCAUUUGUUUCUUCAAAUUUUUUCUAUAACGUGAAAUUAACUUUUCCUGUGCAAUGGAAUUUACCUUCUAUAUAUUUAACUAACGAUGAAAUCGUAGAGGAUGAAAAUAAAAAAUCUCUAACGGAGAAAGAACAAAAUAAUUAUGUACCUAAUGAAAAUAAUGAUGCCUAUUAUUAUUAUAAACAUAUAUUAAAAACACAAGCAACUAAUAGAUUAAGAGUAACCAAAAAGAAUAUUCCAAGUAUACUUUAUUAUUGCUUAAACAAUUGUAAUGACCUGACAUGUGCAGAACUUUCUGGAUAUGACGGAUCUUUAAUUGCAACAGCACAUUCAAAUAACAUAAUAAAAUUAUGGAAUUUAAAAAAAUCCGAAAUGAAUAAAGUAAUGAAUGAGAAAAUAGAUAUAGAUGAAAUUAAUGAGUAUAUGGAUGACGUUAGAAAACAUGAAUCUUAUAUAAAUGGAAAGAAAAGCAUACCAUUAGAACUAGAUGAAUAUAACAAUAAGGGAGUAUCAAAAUUAUAUGGAAAUACAUUUAAUGUGUCUAGUUUGUCCUUUGGUGAAACAGAUAAAAUUUUAUUAUCUGGUAAUUUAAAUGGUGAUAUAUAUUUAUACAGCACAAUUAGUAAUAAAAAUUAUGUAAAAUAUGUAGGUGGACAUACACCAAUAUGGUCUAUAGACACACCCUUUUUAGGAUACUUCUUCUCAACUGCGGAAGAUGAUGGAAAUUUAAGAAUAUAUUCUACUAAUAAAACAUAUCCAUUCAUUACAUAUAAGUAUAAUUGUCCGGUUAAUGUAUGUAAAUAUCAUUAUAACAAUACGCUUGUAGCAUGUGGUUAUUAUGAUAAUUAUGUACAUUUAUACGAUGUUAGGAUUAAUUCAUUCAUAAAACGAUUUAAAAAUAAUUAUCCUAGCAAUCACGGUGUGACCUCUUUAAGCUUUUCAAAGAAUGGACGUUUUCUUUCAUAUGCAGGUGGAUAUACUAAUAACCUAAACCUAAUAGACUUGGCCAUGGACAAAUUUAUUGAAGUAGAACAAAAAGAAAAUAUAGGCAUUAACAUUAACUCAUUUGACGAAUUCAAAUAUGCAGAUAACAUUAGAAAGUCUAUUGAUGGAUAUUUAGAGAAUGAUCUUAUGAACAUUGAUGAAAGGAAAAAUGUAUCUGAAAUAAAAAAAGACGACUUUAGUUUUUAUGAAGAUAAAAUUCUAAAUAUCGAUUUUAGUUAUGACAACAAUUUAUUGGUUACUGCUUCUUGUAAUAAUAUUAUUGAUUUUUAUAAUUGUUCAAAAGCAUCACAAGAAAUUAAAAGUACCAUGGAUAAAAAACGAAUUAAAUUAAAUAAUACAAAAGAUAAAAAUAGAUAUGUUAAAUUAUCAAAAUCUUUUGGUGUGCACUAUUCGAAUUUAAUAUCAGCUAAAUUUACACCUGAAAAUGCUCUUCUCUUAUUUGGAAUUAAUACAUUAAUAUAG